Dictyostelium discoideum AX4 is the source of this 1656-nucleotide messenger RNA. RefSeq lists its product as hypothetical. Bases 1 to 1656 code for a protein of 551 amino acids. The record is from RefSeq and is a predicted model, not a curated record. Lineage: Eukaryota; Evosea; Eumycetozoa; Dictyosteliales; Dictyosteliaceae. The transcript has a single exon.
AUGAUUAGAUCUAGAAGGUUAUUACAAGUUGUAAUAUCAAAAAGAUAUUACACAGGCUCUAAUCAUAAUCAUAAUAUUAAAAUUGACACAGAAACAAUAAAUGAUUCAAUUUUAAAUAAUUCAAUUCAUUCAUUGUCUCAACAAAAUAAUAAUUAUAAUAGUAAUAAUUAUAAUAAUAAUAAUAAUAAUAAUAAUAAUAAUAAUAAUAAUAAUAAUAAUAAUAAUAAUAAUAAUAAUAAUAAUAAUAAUAAUAAUAAUAAUAAUAAUAAUAAUAAUAAUAAUAAUAAUGAUAGUGGAAUAAUGAUGAUAAAAGAAAAAGAAGAAAUACAACUAGAAGAUUUAAAAGAAGAAAUUGAAAAUGAAAAUGAAAAUGAAAAUGAUAAUAAUAAUAAUAAAGAAAAUUUUAAAAAUUUUAAUUUUAAAAAUAAAGAUUUUCAAUCAAAUGAAAAAAUUAAAGUUAAUGAAAUAACAGAUUAUUUUGAAAAUGAAAAAUUUAAAGUAAAUGUACAAAUACCCAGAAAAGUAUUAGAUUCAAAAUAUAGAAAGUAUGCACAAAUGGUAAAGAGUGGUAUUGAAAUAGAGGCAAUUAAAAAGGAGGCUAUAAAUGAUUCAAUUUCAUUGUCAACUGAUUUUUAUAAUACUAUAGUUUAUAUAUAUUUAUUGAAAUUGGAGAGUUUAAAAGACGAAAAGGAUAUACUAGAGAUAGAGACUAUUGUAGAGUCGGUAUUCAAGGAUAUUUCAACGCCAGAUGACGUCACAGUGCUCUUAAACACCUACACAAUUGUAAAAUAUUCACCAGAUAGAGAGUCAAUGCUUAAAGGCAUACAUGGGCUAUUGAGCAGUCCGAAACCCCUAUUCUUCUGUCAAGAGGCAUUUCAAAUGAUGCUUCAAACAUUGUACAAUUUAAAGGAUUACGAAAUGGUACUUUUCAUAUACAAGUUCAAUUCACAAGGGUCAACACUCAUUUUCAAAAGUGCUGAUAAUAUCGACCCCGUUUGGAAUUGUGGUAUUAUUCUACACUCAAUGGCGAUGGUAGAGGAGGUGGAUUCGUCCGAGAUGAAAUCGUUGGUGGUGCAAUCAGAGUUGGCCUUCUCGAAAAGCACUCAAUUCCAUUUCAAUUGUUUAGCAAGUAAAUAUUUAUCAGAGGGGUUAAUCAUUGAGGCGUGGUUGAUAUUGAAGGAAUUUUAUUUAAGGGAUUUGAAAUUCUCAAAAUCAAUUCCACUAUCAAUCAUUCAAAUUUUAAAAUCAUCUGAAGAUUAUGAAUUGGCUGCCCAAAUGGCACCUUUAUUAUUUUCGAUACUAACCAAAGAUCUUCACUCAUUUCCCACCUCUUCUACAUGUGAACUUUCAUUAUCUUCAAUCGGAGAUCUAAAACAAUUACUUAUUGACGGUGGUGAAGUCUCUCAACAUUUAAUACCAUCUGAAAAUAAUCCUUUAUUUUAUCCAUUCUCUUCUCAAUAUAUCCUAUCGAAACGUUCAAUUCAAACUAUUGUAAUUAAUCCAACAUUUUCAUUAUUUGGUGUUAAAGCACCACAAGUACCAAAACAUAGAAGAAUUUCAGGUUCUCAACGUGUCACAAAACAAGUUUUAAAAGAAAUUGAAAAUGAACAUGAAUAUAAAGUUUUAAAAGAAAAUUUUAAAAAAAGUAAUAAAUAA